Molecule: messenger RNA, 770 nt
Organism: Pseudopodoces humilis (Tibetan ground-tit)
Lineage: Eukaryota; Metazoa; Chordata; Aves; Passeriformes; Paridae
Source: RefSeq, a predicted model, not a curated record
GCUGUUUCCGGUGAGGGGGCGGGGCUUGGGGCGGAAGCGGCGGCUGCGCGUGCGCGGAUCGUGCCCGGAGCGCCCCUGGAGCGGCGGAUCCCCGGGACCAUGAGCAGCUCCGAGGAGGUGUCGUGGAUCUCGUGGUUCUGCGGCCUCCGCGGCAACGAGUUCUUCUGCGAGGUGGACGAGGAUUACAUCCAGGACAAGUUUAACCUGACGGGGCUGAACGAGCAGGUGCCUCACUACCGCCAGGCGCUCGACAUGAUCCUGGACCUGGAGCCAGACGAGGAGCUGGAGGACAACCCCAACCAGAGCGACCUGAUCGAGCAGGCGGCCGAGAUGCUCUACGGGCUGAUCCACGCCCGCUACAUCCUCACCAACCGCGGCAUCGCCCAGAUGGUGCGGGACCCCCAAACUGGGGGUCCUGGGUGCCCCCCAGGGCUGAUUUUGGGGAGGGGUCCUGGGUGCCCCCCAGGGCUGUCGGACAUCCCCGGCGAGGCCAUGGUCAAGCUCUACUGCCCCAAGUGCAUGGACGUGUACACGCCCAAGUCCUCGCGGCACCACCACACCGACGGCGCCUACUUCGGCACCGGCUUCCCCCACAUGCUGUUCAUGGUGCACCCCGAGUACCGGCCCAAGCGCCCCGCCAACCAGUUCGUGCCCAGGCUCUACGGUUUCAAGAUCCACCCCAUGGCGUACCAGCUGCAGCUCCAGGCCGCCAGCAACUUCAAGAGCCCCGUCAAGACCAUCCGCUGAGGGACCCCCGGGACCCCCCGGGA